CAAAACUGUGAAGUACAAGGACAGUUGAAAAAUGAAAGAGGAUCUUGCAUGAGACCAUCUGUCAUAUAUCACAGUGUGCUGCUGGGUGUGUGCCGGGAGUUUGCCAAGGCAGCGUAGGACUGGGAUCAGCAUGGCAUGGACAAAGCUCUUCAUUUUACUGCUGGUCACUUAUCAAGGUGACUGUGUUCUGAGAGCAAUCAAUAGCUACAUUUCUGGCUUUGAAAGACAAUCAGUCAGUGUCAAGUGCGCCUAUGACCAAGGAUAUGCAGGCUAUGUUAAAUACUGGUGCCGAGGAGAAGACUGGGACAAUUGUGAAACAGUGCAACAAAGUGAUUCUCAAAGCCAAGGCAAUAAAAUUGUUAUUAAUGACUUUCGGGGUGUGUUCACAGUGACAAUUAACAGUCUGGAGAAAUCUGAUGCGGGCACCUACUGGUGUGCAAUUCAAAGAUGGGGAUAUGAUUAUAACGCUCAUCUACAGCUUGAAGUUAAAGAAGGUGUCUCCACUCUGUCAGUGAGAAAUAGUGCCAUCUCAGGUUUUGAAGGACAAGCAGCCAGCAUGCAAUGUUCCUAUAAUAUGGGAUACUCAACCUUUGUUAAGUAUUUCUGCAGAGGAGACAGGAGUUGGAAUUGUGAAAUAAUGCGUAAAACCAGCCAGAGUCAAAAAAAUGGAGAUAAAUUUUUUCUCACUGAUGAUAAAACCCGUGGAGUUUUCACAAUGACUAUCAAUAGACUGGAGAAAUCAGACGUGGGCUCAUACUGGUGUGGCAUCGAAAAGCUGGGCCACAACAAUCAGUAUGCUGUGGUGAGACUUGAUGUUAAGAAAGGUGUCUCCACUCUGUCAGUAAGCAGUAGCCACAUCUUAGGUUUAGAAGGACAAGCGACCAGCAUGCAAUGUUCCUAUAAUUCGGGAUACUCAAACUUUGUUAAGUACUGGUGCCGAGGAGACAAGCCGAGGAAUUGUGUAACACUGUGUAAAACCAGCGGGACUCAAAGCAAUGGAGAUAAAUUUUUAAUCAGAGACAAUAAAUCCCGUGGAGAGUUUACAAUGACUAUCAAUAGACUGGAGAGGUCAGAUGCAGGCUCAUACUGGUGUGGUAUCGAAGAUCUGGGCUACAAUGAUGAUCAGGUUGUGACACUUAAUGUUAUAGAAGGUGUUUCCAGCUUGUCAGUGAGCAAUGGCCACGUCUCUGGUUUUGAAGGACGGGCAACCAGUAUGCAAUGCUCUUAUAAUUUGCGAUACUCAAACUUUGUUAAGUACUGGUGCCGAGGAGACAAGCCGAGUAAUUGUAUAACACUGCAUAAAAAAAAUGAGACUCAAAAAACUACAGAUAAAUUUUUUAUCAGAGACGAUGAAAACCGCGGAGUGUUCACAAUGACCAUCAAUAGUCUGGAGAGAUCAGACACGGGCUCCUACUGGUGUGGUAUUGAAAAGUUGGACAACAACAAGAGUAGUGCGGUGGUGAAACUUUCUGUUGUUGAAGGUGUCUCCACUCUGUCAGUAAGUGCAAACAACAUCUCGGGCUUUGAAGGACAAGCAGCCAGUGUGCAGUGCUUCUACCAUUUAGAAUACUCAACCUUUGCUAAGUACUGGUGCAGAGGAGACAAGUCUCGUAAUUGUGACAUACUGACCAAUACCAGCAAGCCUCAAACAAGAGGAGAUAAAAUUGUUAUCAAUGACAAUCAAGACCGCGGAGUGUUUACUGUGACCUUCAAUAGGCUGGAGAGAUCGGACUCAGGAUCAUACUGGUGUGGAAUCGAAAAGCUGGGCCACAAUGUAAAUGCAGUGGUGACGCUUACUGUUUUACAAGCAUUUCUGACUUCAGAAGGCAAUGAAACCAACGCAGCUGGAACAAUCAGGAAGAAUUUGCUUUCAAUAAUAGUGGGGAGCUGCGGCACUAUAUUCAUCAUUGCAAUGAUUGUGUUGGUUUUGGCUAUUUUACAUCGUAGAAGAACAGGUUUACAGAACAAGAGUGUGGACACCAAUGAUUGUUAUGCUACGAUUUCAAAUGUACAGGGUAUAAAUGAAAAUGAAUACAUGGUCUUGAACAGAAAAAUUGAAAAUGAAUACAUGGUCUUGAACAGAAACAAACUGCCCAGUGAAGCUCAGAAUAGAACGGGUGGUUCAAAUGGAAAAGAAGAAAAUAUCUACAGUGAGACUUAGAAUUGAAAUAAGAUCACUUUGAAAGCAUUCUGAACUAUAUGGUGUUUACUUCAGCAGCUGCUGCCUGAUCCAUAAUAAAGCUUAAAAGAAGUCCCAGUUAUAAACUGCCAUUUCAUUAUACUGUAUAUUUAGGACAUUUUUAAACUAUUAUGCUUUAAAUGAAAUACUGAUACUUAAAUAGCUAAGUGUUUCUUCAUUAUACUUUAAAUCUCAAAUUUUAUUAUUAGCAUGAAUAUUAAUUUUUAUAUAUUUACAUAUAUUUAUAUAUUUAUAUUGCAUUUCUUGAACCAUCAACACCAGGAAAGUGUUAGUUGCCCAACCCCACAGCCAACUGGACAUUCUGCAGUUUUUCAAAUGUUGUGACAUACAGAACACGCCUGCCUUAGAAAGCUGAACACCACUUUGGUGAUUUGGGAUUUCCAUGCAGCCUACUAACUGAAUGGUUCGAUUCACCAGUUGGACUUGGAGUUACCGGACCUUUCCUUUGUGGAUUUUCACCACUUUUGAAAUUUUCAUUUAUUCUUUUAGAAAACUUAAAUUCAAACUCAGAAUUUGCUCUUUUUAUUAAUAUUACAUUAGUUUUUUAUGUGAACCUUGCUUCCAUAUAUUGGAUUAUUUUUUGCUAGUGCGCUUUUUGUAUAUAAUUGUGAGAUUAACACAUUAUCCCUUGUCAACGUAACUUUAUUCUUGUAAUUUAAUAUGAAAUCGUUUUUUUAUGUGUUGUAUUGAUUUUGUUUCUUAAUAAACUGAUCCUCAUUU
Molecule: messenger RNA, 2920 nt
Organism: Erpetoichthys calabaricus (reedfish)
Lineage: Eukaryota; Metazoa; Chordata; Cladistia; Polypteriformes; Polypteridae
Product: polymeric immunoglobulin receptor-like
Exons: 11
Coding region: 131-2161 (676 amino acids)
Source: RefSeq, a predicted model, not a curated record